UAUUAGCAUUUGUCUCAGCUCUCUCUUUCUCACCCUCUCUAUCUGUCCUCCUCUCUUCGUCUCAAUUCUGCCCGUCGCUUUGUGUUUUUGUCUUGUGCGUUUUUGUUCACUUGUGUUUGAUUUCUGCUUUUCUUUAUUCCUCUUAUGCUAUUUUUUCUUCUGUCAGUUUUGUGGGUAGUUGUGUCUCACCUUCACUUCUAGUUUCCACUGACAACAUUGCUAUAUUUGACUGUCACAACUCCAUGUCCCGUAGUUUUUUCUGUGACCGUCCUAGUCGUCUAGUUUUGCUGCUUUUGCUUCACCUGCCUCUCUCCUUCACCAUAACCCCCUCCAUCUUCUUCUCUUCCAAUCAAGCUCUUCUCAUCUCUGAGGAACUCUGCACUUCUGCAUCAUGGGAAAGACAGAGCUGUGCUCUCUCUACAAGGGUUUUCUGGACUGUAUUUGCCUCUGCCUCUCUCGGAGCAGCAAUGAGGCUGCAGGCGACAAUGAGAGGGACACUGAGAACGGCCACCUGAUCUACAAAAGCGGGGACGUCCUCGAAGACAGAUAUGAGAUAAUUGACACUUUAGGUGAGGGAACCUUUGGGAAGGUGGUGCAAUGUUUGGACCACAGCAGAGGAGGAGGUGGGAUUGCUCUGAAGAUCAUUAAGAACUUGGAUAAAUACAGAGAAGCAGCCAAACUGGAAAUCAAUGUUCUGGAGAAGAUCAGCGAGAGAGAUCCAGAUAACAGACAUCACUGUGUGCAGAUGCUGGAUUGGUUUAACUACUACGGCCACGUGUGCAUCACUUUUGAGCUGCUGUCUCUCAGCACCUUUGACUUCUUGAAAGCAAACAACUUCCUGCCUUAUCCCAUUAACCAGAUCCGACACAUGGCCCACCAGAUCUGCGACGCCGUCAGCUUUCUCCAUGACAACAAGCUGACUCACACAGACCUGAAGCCUGAGAACAUCCUCUUUGUUAACUCAGACUACUCCCUCAUAUACAACUCUGAGAAGAAGUGCAAUGAGCGGAGAAUAAAUGACACCACAGUGCGGCUUGUUGACUUUGGCAGCGCUACUUUUGACCACGAACACCACUCUGCCCUCAUCUCUACACGGCACUACCGAGCUCCAGAGAUCAUACUGGAGUUGGGUUGGAGUCACCCAUGUGAUGUGUGGAGUAUCGGCUGCAUCCUGUUUGAAUACUACGCAGGCUUCACACUGUACCAGACUCAUGACAAUAAGGAGCAUCUUGCUAUGAUGGAGAGCAUACAGGGACCAGUUCCUCAAAGAAUGAUUCAAACGAGCAGAAAGCAAAAGUAUUUCCACCGUGGGCGUCUCGACUGGAAUCAGUGCUCCAAGGCCGGACGCUACGUGAAAGCCAAGUGCAAACCAUUAAGGAAGUACUUGUUAUCUCACGGCACAGAACACCACCAAUUGUUUUACCUCUUAGAGAGGAUGCUGGAGUAUGAGCCCUCCACACGCAUCUCUCUUUCCUCUGCCCUGUGUCACCCCUUCUUCCUGCCUCUUCAUCAUCCAGGAAGGAAUCAAACCUGGAGGAACAGCUGUGAUAUGAGUAGAUGAACCUGAAUAGGCAACUGACUCUACGAGGACCAUACUAGUGUGUUUGCAAGUUUUAGUUUCUCAACUUCAAAUCAGAAGAAAUUAAUUGAAAGAAGGGCUUAAAAAGUUAUUAUUAUAGUGUGCACAAUGUUGAA
This is a messenger RNA of Sander lucioperca (pikeperch), 1695 nucleotides long. RefSeq names its product CDC-like kinase 2b (gene clk2b). Gene Ontology annotation, biological process: regulation of RNA splicing; protein phosphorylation. Gene Ontology annotation, cellular component: nucleus. The transcript has 11 exons. The coding region runs from base 392 to 1561 and encodes 389 amino acids. NCBI's taxonomy places the organism in Eukaryota, Metazoa, Chordata, Actinopteri, Perciformes, Percidae. Gene Ontology annotation, molecular function: protein tyrosine kinase activity; ATP binding. The record is from RefSeq and is a predicted model, not a curated record.